UGUGACACAGUUCCUCUAAACUGCGUCUCUAGGGACGUGCUCACGAUGAAACUACUGUUUUUACCUAGUAUCUACCUUCUAAUGAUCUCCCAUGCCAUGGCAGUGGACACGAGACAAGUGUCAGGGUUUGUGGGACAGCCUAUCACCUUGAAACCAGGAUGCGCCAACACCUCCACCAUCUCCACCAUCGAGUGGUCCAUCUUCACAAACAACACCUUCAUUGCAACCUUCCGUAACGGAAAGGUGAGGGUUGAUCGCAUUCCACAGUUCCAAGGUCGUCUGAAGCUCAACAAAGACAACGGCGACCUGGAGAUCCGAGAUCUGAAGGAGGGGGACUCCCUGCUCUACACAGCAGAGAUAACGAGCAAAACUGGAGGAAAGCAGCCGAGGAUUGAGAUUCAACUCUCGGUGAAACAGCGCCUGGAGAAGCCCACCAUCACAAUCCUGUUCAACAAGAUGGAGAACGGCUCCUGUGUGAUGGCGCUGCGAUGCUCCUCCCCAUUUCAGGGCACCAACAUCUCCUGGAAAUCUGAACCUUCACUGGUCAACGAAGCCUUCUUUCAGAAAAGUGUCGGCAAUUCCACCGAGCUGUUUGUACUCUUCAAACAAAACGCAUCCCGCCUAACAUGCGUCACGGCCAACGACGACAGCGAGGAGUUUAAAGUUGUAGAAAUGACGUGUCAGGGAGACAAGCCCGUUUUUCGUCCUAUCCCAUAUCACAAACCCUGUAUUUCAGAUUUUGUUAUCUGUCUUAUAUUUGUAUUUGGAGUUAUAGUUGGUGGACUCUUUGCAUACAAGUUUAAUGAAAAACUGAAAAAGAUGGUAGAUAAUUGUAAAGAAAAAUGUAGGGAUAAGAAAUUCAACUGUUUACAAGAUUCAGGAAUCUGAAAACAGUUCAAAAUUAGGCAACUCUUGAAAAUCCUCUUCACCAAGCUAACAUCUACACCCUGAACCAUAAGAAAUACUUUGUUGUUAUUAUGUUUUAAACUUUUUUAAGUACAAGGUAGAUAUGUUGAGGGGGGAGGGGGUGAAUUGUUUCUGUCUAAUGUUAAAUCUUGGUUGUUUAAAACAUAUUUUUAUUCUUUGGCUUUCGAGUCAGUUUAGGGUCACUCGUGCUUACUGUAAUUGUGUUGUUUGUCUGUUGUUCUUAUUUAUUGUUGUUUUGCCCUAUUUGAUGAUUUUGUACAGCACUUUGGUCGGCAUUGGCUGUUUUUAAAUGUGCUCUAUAAAUAAAAAUGACUUGACUUGACU
Osmerus eperlanus (European smelt) is the source of this 1251-nucleotide messenger RNA. Its product is annotated as SLAM family member 9. The record is from RefSeq and is a predicted model, not a curated record. The transcript has 6 exons. The coding region runs from base 46 to 888 and encodes 280 amino acids. Lineage: Eukaryota; Metazoa; Chordata; Actinopteri; Osmeriformes; Osmeridae.